Molecule: messenger RNA, 2042 nt
Organism: Octodon degus (degu)
Lineage: Eukaryota; Metazoa; Chordata; Mammalia; Rodentia; Octodontidae
Gene: Zbtb8a
Product: zinc finger and BTB domain containing 8A
Exons: 5
Coding region: 284-1609 (441 amino acids)
Biological process (GO): regulation of transcription by RNA polymerase II
Molecular function (GO): protein binding; RNA polymerase II cis-regulatory region sequence-specific DNA binding; DNA-binding transcription factor activity, RNA polymerase II-specific
Source: RefSeq, a predicted model, not a curated record
UUGUGUCCCCAGCCCUCGGGCGUUUCUGUCCAACGCCCACGUCAGCAAAUACCUUUUGUUUCUCUCACGUUGGGGCUACUGGUUUUAGGGCGCACAGGAGCGGCUGCGGGAGCGCGUCUGGCUGCGGGAGAGCACCGGGAAGCGUCCCCGGCCCUCGCGCGGCCGCCGGUGCGCCAGGGCCCGCGGACAGUCCUCAAUACAUGAACUUUGUUUGCUUGGGAAUCUUCCUGUUUUUUAUUUCAUUCACCUGAUUUAACAGAGUUUCAAGAACAGAGUUUCCAGAAUGGAGAUCUCCUCGCAUCAGUCUCACCUGCUGGAACAGCUGAACGAGCAGCGCCGGCAAGACGUGUUUUGUGACUGCAGUAUUCUGGUUGAAGGAAAGGUCUUCAAAGCACAUCGAAAUGUGUUAUUUGCUAGUAGUGGCUACUUCAAAAUGCUUCUCGCUCAGAAUUCAAAGGAGACGAGUCAGCCAACCACAGCCACAUUUCAGGCGUUCUCCCCUGACACUUUCACGGUUAUCCUGGACUUUGUCUAUUCUGGCAAACUGUCACUCACUGGGCAGAAUGUCAUCGAAGUGAUGUCUGCUGCCAGCUUCCUUCAGAUGACUGAUGUUAUUGGUGUAUGUAAGACUUUUAUUAAAUCUUCCCUUGACAUUAGUGAGAAGGAAAAAGAUCGCUAUUUCAGCCUCUCAGAUAAGGAUGUCAGUUCCAAUGGUACUGAACGUCCCUCGUUUUACAGUGGCAGCUGGCAAGAAGAAAGCGGUUCUCCACAUUCUCACCUCAGCCCAGACCCAGGAGCGGGUGGCAUAAGUGGGAAGUCGUGGAGUAAAUAUAAUUAUAACCCAGCCUCCCAGAGGAGUACUCAGCCUCCUUUGGCCAAGCAGGAACAAAGGAAAGAUUCUAUCAAAAAGGCCAAACAUUUGAGAUUAUCGCAGCCUUCUGAAGUUGUUCAUUUUAAGUCAAGCAAACAAGAAGCAUGCACAUCUGAUUCUUCCAGCCACAUUUCGCAAUCUGAGGAACAAGCUCAAAUUGAAGUUGAAGUGGACUCUGGUCCUGUAGGCUAUCAGUAUGGUCAAGGAUCUGAUGUCACAUCCAGGAGUUUCCCAGAUGAUCUUCCCAGGAUGCAGUUCAAGUGCCCGUACUGCACACACGUGGUGAAGCGGAAGGCUGACCUUAAGCGCCACCUGCGCUGCCACACCGGAGAAAGGCCCUAUCCGUGUCAAGCUUGUGGGAAACGGUUCAGCAGGCUGGACCAUCUUAGUAGCCAUUUCCGAACAAUUCACCAGGCAUGCAAACUGAUCUGCAGAAAAUGCAAACGCCAUGUGACUGACUUAACAGGGCAAGUGGUACAGGAAGGAACCAGGCGCUACAGACUGUGCAAUGAGUGCCUUGCUGAGGUUGGCGUAGACAGCCUCCCCAUUGAUCUGGAAGCCGAGCAGCAUCUCAUGUCCCCCGCAGACGGAGACAAGGACUCUCGGUGGCACUUGAGUGAAGAUGAGAAUAGAUCCUAUGUGGAGAUUGUGGAGGACGGGUCUGCCGACCUCGUCAUACAACAGGUUGACGAUAGUGAAGAAGAAGAAGAAAAGGAAAUGAAGCCCAACAUUAGGUAGCUGGAUGUGCCGACAGCGCUGGCGUGGCUGCGGUUUAUAAUGACUUCCUGUAUUUCUCUUUCCGUGGUCAAAGUUUGGUGGACAGAUGUAUCCUACUGACUUAAAACCUGAGCUAUGUACCUUGCAUGCUUUCUGCGCAGGCCAUUGUACCCAUUUUGAACGUGGUCGCCCUAAUGUCUGUUGCUGCAGUGGAGAGGCAUGGCUUGCGCUGGCACGAUGACGAACACUUAUCCUCUUACUUUGUUGCAGAGACACCCUUUUCCUUUUAAUAUCAAAAGAUCUACUUAGCAAACAUUUUUCAUAGAAAAUAUUUUAAAUAAAUUGAUCACAACCAAACUUUACGUAAGGUAAUUUUAAGGUGUUUCAAAACUACAUACCCAGGGGCCGGGAAGAUGGCUCAGUAGAAUAAGUGCUUGCCUGGCAAGUGCAAGGG